AUCACGCUCUAUCCCCCCCUCUCUCUGUAUAACCACGUCUACCUCCCUAACACAUGCUUCGUGUACUCCAUGUCGUGUCAUCUACAUUCCAGCAGGAAACACUUGUUUGAAAAUAACGAACCUGUAAACACAAACCUGUCGUGGCUUUACUAUAUUCGAAACUCAGAUACGAAUCAUAUAUGUUUAUCUAUCAGUGUAACAACAUCAAAAAGAAAAAAAAAGAAACUGUAUUUGGAUGGAAUAAUUACGUAUAUAGAAAAAUAUACAAGGGAUAAUUGAUUUUAAAAUAAUCAUUAAUAUAUUUAUAUUAUAUUAGUAUUGUAUAAAUAAAAAAAAAGUAUACAUAACACGCGACUAUGCUAAUACACGCAGAUUAAGAAACGUAAAUUCUUUAAAGACAUACACAACACACACACAAACAUAUAUAAUUCUAUAUUUAUUAUUAUUAUAUUUUAUAGUUCCUUGUCGUGGUCUUAUUUUCUCUGCGCUAUCUUACCAACAUUUCUUCACAGUCAACGUAGCUUUUCAAUUGUCAGAGUAUUAUUGGAGUGGGCAGCGAAGCACUUCUUUUCAAAAUGCUGCACCCCUCAACGCCUCGUUGCUCUGCUAUGGUUGGCAUCAUCACUUUAAGCCUGACUCUUACCUGCUUCUUCUUCUUCUCACCCGUUGCUUGCAAUGCAGGAGGAACUGGUAAAAAGAAAGUCGCUAAACCAUCGAAAGGUCUUGCGAUGACAGUAGAGUACAAACCAGAAACAUGUGAAGAGGUGGCUGAAAAUGGAGACCAGGUGUUUGUACAUUACACAGGAUACCUGGAGAAUGGCGAAAUAUUUGACAGUUCAAUAAAACAGAAUAAGAACCCUGUAGAAUUCAUAUUAGGAGAAUCAAUGGUUAUUCCUGGUUGGGAACAAGGAGUAAAAGGAAUGUGUGUUGGAGAAAAAAGAAAAUUAGUAAUACCACCACAUUUAGCUUAUGGCAAGUCUGGCCGACCUCCAGUUAUACCACCGGAUGCCACUCUGAGCUUUGAAACUUUGUUAGUAAAAGUGAUCAAAUCUAAACCAAAGACCCCAGAAGUUGAGAAACGUUUCUUUCAACUGCUGCAGUUUUUUACCAUUCCCGCACUAGUAGUGUAUGUUGGUUACACUCUCUACAAGAAAUACCAAUCAGAGACGGAGAAAAUCAAAGAAAAGAAAGACAGGAAGAAGAAACGAUAAGGCUGGCAAAAACACCCCACUUUUUAAUCAAGAUUUCUGCCCCCCUCCUCCACUCCUACUUCGUUUUAUCUUAAUGCUUUGUCAAAUCCGCGUUGACAUCAUUUCAUCCCAAGGAAUUAAUUGCCUACUCAAUGAAAACAGAGAAAAGACUCAAAGUUUUGAAAAAUACUAACAUUUCACAGUAUUUUACUUGUUAGAACCUGUGUAUAAACUAUAAAGUAAAAUUAAAAACAAC
Molecule: messenger RNA, 1446 nt
Organism: Octopus sinensis (East Asian common octopus)
Lineage: Eukaryota; Metazoa; Mollusca; Cephalopoda; Octopoda; Octopodidae
Product: FK506-binding protein 2
Exons: 6
Coding region: 576-1211 (211 amino acids)
Biological process (GO): protein peptidyl-prolyl isomerization
Molecular function (GO): peptidyl-prolyl cis-trans isomerase activity
Source: RefSeq, a predicted model, not a curated record